CUCCAAUCUCCCGCGAUCAAUUUUCCGCAUCUUAUCGUUGUCGUCACGAGGCUCUCGAGAAACUGCGUGAACGCGCUCGUCGGCUUUCUUGGCGCCAUUCAAACCCUACAUAUUGAGCUCCUGGCCUCUGGUUGUGUUGUUGGGAAUCGGUUAAUGGCGAUUAACGAUGCUGAGAGCUGUGAAAGCCGGGCUUUGCCGGAGAAACCCUUGCAGUAUCAGCGGCAGAACAGCAAGUUCGGUGUUUACAAGGAGGUUCUCCGCCGGCUGAUGGAAUCUGGUUCCCCUGAGGUUUUGGCUCCUUCGUUCAAGGAGGAACUCUGGUCCCAUUUCAAUCGCCUACCAGCCCGUUACGCAUUGGACGUGAAUGUAGAGAGGGCGGAAGAUGUCUUAACCCACAAGAGAUUGCUACAGCAGGCGCAAGACCCCGUCCUUCAGCUUGCUUUUGAUAUUCGGCUUGUUCAGAUGCCUCGGGGAGAAUCCUUUGGUACUAAUUCACAGUCGGAAGAAGAUACAUAGUGAGAUUUCUAUCAUUAAAAGU
Phalaenopsis equestris is the source of this 538-nucleotide messenger RNA. Its product is annotated as serine/threonine-protein kinase STY8-like. The transcript has 3 exons. The record is from RefSeq and is a predicted model, not a curated record. The annotation marks the transcript as partial. Lineage: Eukaryota; Viridiplantae; Streptophyta; Magnoliopsida; Asparagales; Orchidaceae.